Molecule: messenger RNA, 2234 nt
Organism: Leucoraja erinaceus (little skate)
Lineage: Eukaryota; Metazoa; Chordata; Chondrichthyes; Rajiformes; Rajidae
Product: major histocompatibility complex class I-related gene protein-like
Exons: 4
Biological process (GO): immune response
Cellular component (GO): external side of plasma membrane
Source: RefSeq, a predicted model, not a curated record
AUUUUCACCAACUUGCAUUUUACUACCUGUUGAACCAUGGAUUGAGUGAGCUGCCUGAGUACAGUAUGGUAGCAAUGUUGGAUGACCUCCAGAUAGCAUAUUUUGACAGCACACUAGAGCGGGCUGUUCCCAGACAGCGAUGGAUGGCCCAGUCUUUCCCGCAGGAUCACUGGGAUUCAAUGGCCAUCACAGUUGCAGGUUUUCAUGGGAUUGUCAAAGGAAAUGCUGAGAUAGUUUACCAACAGCAACAUGGUAUAUUGACCCCAGCUAUUUUCUUUGUGCAGGGUUUCUGCGGCUGUGAAGUGGACAGUGACAAUUCCACUGAUGGGUUUGUCAGACUGGGUUAUGAUGGGGAGGAUGCCUGUGCUUUUGACAAGGACAGAAUGCGCUGGAUUGCUCUACGUCCAGAUUUCCAGGUGCUAGCAGAUCGGUGGAAUGUCAACAUCUUCAUGAACAAAUAUUUCAAAGAUCUCCUGGAGAAGGACUGUGUGAAGUGGCUGCUGAUAUAUCUGGAGUGUGGACAAGAAGCACUACAGAGGAGAGGUACACGACCUAGGCACUCUGACUGGUGGAACGGGGAAACCCCUGAGGUGUUUAUUGGGAUUAAACGUGAUGGGUCGCAAUCACUGAGCCUCUCCUGCCUUGUCACAGGCUUCUACCCACAGGCCAUCGAUGUAACGUGGCUGAGAGAUGGUGAGGGGGUCCCCGGGUUUGAAUCCAGUGAUCUAUUACCGAAUUGGGAUGGGACUUACCAGCUGAAGAAUACAAUUGAACUGAUUAAAGAAGAUGUGGCAAAAUUCUCCUGUUACAUCGAACAUACAACUCUGCUGCGGGGAGUCAAUGUUCCACAGGAGAGGGCAGCAAAAGAUGAUAUAAAGAUUAGGAUCGUGACUGGAGCUGCAAUUGUUCCUCUCAUUCUCCUGGGGAUCAUCCUUGGAAUAGGUUGCUGGAAGAAGAGGAAAAGGAAAAAAAAUCACAAUAACCAGGGACCAGCUGACAACAGCAGAGACCAGGAGAGGACUGCAGUGACCAUGAAGCACAAUCAGCUUCCUUUGGGAUGCAGAGGAGGUCUUUGGGAAUGAUGUCUGGAUUAGUGGGGCAUUAGACACAGGGAGAAGUUGGACAGACUUGGAUUGUUUUCUCUGGAAUGUCGGGGAUUGAAGGGAGACCUGACAGUAAUAUAUCAAACUGGGAGGGGUGGAGAUGGGGUCGACCGUCAGACUUUUUACCCAGGAAGGAAAUAUCAAAUAAGAGAAGGUAUAGCUUUACAAUGAGUGGCAAAGUUUGAAAAAGAUGUGCAGGGCAAGCGUUUUACACCAAGGGUGGUGAGUGACUGGAAUGUGCUGGUGGUGGUGGAAGCUGAUAUGAUAGUGGCAUUAAAGAAACUUUUAGAUAGUCACAUGAAUAUGCAGGGAAUGGAUGGAUAUGGAUUAUGUGCAAGCAGAUAACAAUUGGUCAUGACAUCAUGUUCAGCACAAACAUUGUGGAUCAAAGGGAAUGUUCUUGUGCUGUACUGUUCUAUAUUCUAUGUUCUUUAUUCUAUCAAUGCUGACUGAUGGCUUUACAUUCAGCCAUUAAUUUUUUAAGUGCUGCCUUCACUGCAGUUACCCUGUGAUUCCAAACUCAUUCAUUGCGCCACAUUUUGGAAUAAAAGUUCGCCCAUUUGAUUGAUUGAUACUUUAUUACCAUAUAUGACAUGUCACAGUGAAAUUCUUUGCUUUGCAUAACAUACUGGUGGGACUAAGGGAAAACAAAGUUGUUCGGCACAGACUUGUAGGGCUGAGAUGGCCUGUUUCCGUGCUGUAAUUGUUAUAUGGUUAUAUACACAAGGUAUACAAAGAGUCACCAUGUAUAGGGUGUCGACACAGUUACAACGUAAUCAUUACAGUCCCCAAUGGUCCCUCUUUGUUCUCGGCAGCCUCUCCAUGUUGGGUGCCUCUUUAAAAUAGAUACAAAGAAGAUUUAUUUUCCUGUAGGUGAAUGAUUUGCCUGAACUUUCUAUUCCAGCUGUGGAGACAAGGUGCAUGAUUAUUUUCCAGGUUGUGAUAUAUGGAGUUUUAGAUCAGAAAUUAAUAAAGGAUUGCAGGAAUUAUGUAGUAAACUGAUCAAAAUCAGAUUGGACAUAAUGUUAUUGAAUGAUGCAGUCUGUUCAAGGGGGCUUACAGCUGAUUGCUAAUCCCAUUUUAUAUAAACACAAAGAAGUACAUACCAGGAAGAGGCCCUUUGGCCCACAA